Molecule: messenger RNA, 2131 nt
Organism: Macaca mulatta (Rhesus monkey)
Lineage: Eukaryota; Metazoa; Chordata; Mammalia; Primates; Cercopithecidae
Gene: IL9R
Product: interleukin 9 receptor
Biological process (GO): cytokine-mediated signaling pathway; immunoglobulin mediated immune response
Cellular component (GO): external side of plasma membrane; membrane
Molecular function (GO): interleukin-9 binding; interleukin-9 receptor activity
Source: RefSeq, a predicted model, not a curated record
AGCAGCUCUGUAAUGUGUUUGUGGUUUCAGAUGUGGGCGGCCUGUGUGAACCUGUCGUGCAAGGCUCACGUCACCAACUGCUGCAGUUAUCUCCUGAAUCAGGCUGAGGGUCUUUGCUGUGCACCCAGAGACAGUUGGGUGACAAAUCACCUCCAGGCUGGGGAUGCCUCAGACUUGUGAUGGGACUGGGCAGAUGCAUCUGGAAAGGCUGGACCUUGGAGAGUGAAGCCCUGAGGCGAGACAUGGGCACCUGGCUCCUGGCCUGCACCUGCGUCUGCACCUGUGUCUGUUUGGGAGUCUGUGUCACAGAGGAAGGACAAGGGCCAAGGGCUGGAAACUUCACCUGCCUCACCAACAACAUUCUCAGGAUCGAUUGCCACUGGUCUGCCCCAGAGCUUGGCCAGGGCUCCAGCCCCUGGCUUCUCUUCACCAGCAACCAGGCUCCCGGCGGCACACAUAAGUGCAUCUUGCAGGGCAGUGAGUGCACCGUAGUGCUGCCACCCGAGGCAGUGCUCGUGCCAUCCGACAAUUUCACCAUCACUUUCCACCACUGCGUGUCUGGCAGGGAGCAGGUCAGCCUGGUGGACCCGGAGUACCUGCCCCGGAGACAUGUUAAACUGGACCCGCCCUCUGACUUGCAGAGCAACAUCAGCUCUGGCCACUGCAUCCUGACCUGGAGCAUCAGUCCUGCCUUGGAGCCAAUGACCACACUUCUCAACUAUGAAUUGGCCUUCAAGAAGCAGGAAGAGGCCUGGGAGCGGGCCCAGCACAGGGAUCACAUUGUCGGGGUGACCUGGCUCGUACUUGAAGCCUUUGAGCUGGACCCUGGCUUUAUCCUUGAGGCCAGGCUGCGUGUCCGGAUGGCCACAUUGGAGGAUGACGUGGCAGAGGAGGAGCGUUACACAGGCCAGUGGAGUGAGUGGAGCCAGCCUGUGUACUUCCAGGCUCCCCAGAGACAAGGCCCUCUGACCCCACCCUGGGGGCAGCCAGACAACACCCUUGUCGCUGUGUCCGUCUUCCUCCUGCUGAUUGGCCUGACUUACCUCCUGUUCAAGCUUUCACCCAGGGUGAAGAGAAUCUUCUACCAGAACGUGCCCUCUCCAGCGGCGUUCUUCCGGCCCCUCUACAGUGUGCACAAUGGGAACUUCCAGACUUGGAUGGGGGCCCACAGGGCCGGUGUGCUGCUGAGCCAGGACUGUGCUGGCGCCCCACGAGGAGCCUCGGAGCCCUGCAUCCAGGAGGCCAUUGCACUGCUAACCUGUGGCCCAGUGCAUCCUUGGAAAUCUGUGGCCCUGGAGGAGGAAGAGGAGGGCACUGGGACCAGGCUUGCAGGGAACCUGAGCUCAGAGAAUGUGCUGCCAGCAGGGUGUACGGAGUGGAGGGCACAGAUGCUUGCCUAUCUGCCACAGGAGGACUGGGCUCCCACGUCCCCCACUGGGUCAGCUCCCCCAGACUCAGAGGGCAGCAGCAGCAGCAGCAGUGACUACUGUACUUUGGGUUGCUAUGGGGGAUGGCACCUCUCAGCCCUCCCAGGGAACACGCAGAGCCCUGGGCCCAUCCCAGCCCUGGCUUGUGGUCUUUCCUGUGACCAUCAGGGCCUUGAGACCCAGCAAGGAGUUGCCUGGGUGCUGGCUGGCCACUGCCAGAGGCCUGGGCUGCAUGAGGACCUCCAGGGCAUGGUUUUCCCUUCCGUCCUCAGCAAGGCUCGGUCCUGGACGUUCUAGGUCCCUGACUUGCCAGAUGCAUCAUGUCCAUUUUGGGAAAAUGGACUGAGGUCUCUGGAGCCCUUGUCUGUGACUGAACCUCCUGAGAAGGGGCCCCUAGCAGUGGUCAGAGGUCCUGUCUGGAUGGAGGCUGUAGGCUCCCCUUCAACCCCUCUGCUCAGUGCCUGUGGGGAGGAGCCUCUAUCCUCAGCAUCCUGGCCACAGGUUCCUCCUUCCACUGUCCCUUUUCUUUAUCCCUGGCCUCUCUGAGAAGAGGGGUGUGGUCUCUCAGCUGUUCUGCCCUCAUACCCUUAAAGGGCCAGCCUGGGCCCAGUGGACACAGGUAAGGCACCAUGACCACCUGGUGUGACCUCUCUGUGCCUUCCUGAGGCACCUUUCUAGAGAUUAAAAUGAGCUUGAUGGCUAUU